AUGGUGUCACAGCCGGAACUACAAAAUUUACAUGAAGCAAAGAUCAAAAUUGUGUCCUCUAACGGCGAUAACAAUGGUACGAAUAGAACUAAUGAUCACAUCUCGAACUUGAACUCAAACUCGACCAACGGAGAUGUAAUCAACCUAGACCAUGGUGACCCGAAAAUGUUCUACCCAUAUUGGAAGCAACUAGACAACGAAUGCUCUGUUACAAUUAAAGCAUCGGAUUUGAUAAGCUACCUUGCGAACCCUAAUGAGCCCGAUUUUUUCUUCCAGAUGCCGGAGUUCAACGAUGCGGUCCGAAGAAUUCACCGUGUUGUUGGAAAUGCGGUGACCGAUGGCCGGUAUAUCAUCGGAGGAACAGGAUCAUCACAGCUAUUCAUCGCUGCACUUCGUGCCUUGGCUUCAACUAUGAAGGAGACUACUAGUAGCAAGCACGUACCUGUUGUUUGUGUGGAGCCAUUUUACUCGGCUUACAAAGAAGCAGUAGAGCAAGAGAGAUCAGAGAUAUAUAAAUGGAAAGGAGAUGCUAACAGGUUCGAAGAGCAAUCUGGUCCAUACAUAGAAGUGGUGACAUCUCCAAAUAACCCCGAUGGCGUAUGUCGAAAACCGGUGGUUAAGAGGGAAGGAGGGAUGGUUUUGUAUGACCUUGCUUACUACUGGCCACACUACACGCCCAUCAUUUCGCCAGCUGAUUAUGAUGUUAUGUUGUUUACAUUGUCUAAGGCUACUGGCCACGCUGGGUCACGAGUAGGGUGGGCAAUUGUGAAGGACCAAGAGAUUGCCAAAAAGAUGAAGCAGCAAAUACUAGGGAUGAGCAUUGGAAGUUGCCAAGAAGGACAGCUUCGAGCAACAAAGAUCCUCCAUUUUAUUGCUGAUAAAUAUAAGCAUGCUGCACAUUAUAUGGUAGAGAAACCUCUAAAGGUGCCUAAAUUAUUUGAAGUCGAAGGACUCUUUGAAUUUGGCCAACGCAUUUUGGCGCGACGUUGGGAGCAGCUCAGAACUGUUGUUCAACGCAUUGGAGUUAUUAGACUCCCUGAAUUUUCUCCAGGAAUAUGUAGCUUCUCAGGAAAGCUUACUUAUCCCACCCCAGCCUUUGCAUGGUUGGAGUGUCAAACGGGUGAAGACGCAGAACAAUUUAUGAGGAAUCUAAAGAUACAAGCUAGAAAUGGGUCACGAUUUGGUAAUAAUAUCCCUGGAAGAUAUAUGAGACUAAGCAUGAUGGGAGAUGAUCACAACUUCAACCUCUUUUUAGAAAGGCUCUCAUCACUUAGUAUAAUGGAAUAA
Molecule: messenger RNA, 1287 nt
Organism: Beta vulgaris subsp. vulgaris (sugar beet)
Lineage: Eukaryota; Viridiplantae; Streptophyta; Magnoliopsida; Caryophyllales; Amaranthaceae
Product: L-tryptophan--pyruvate aminotransferase 1
Exons: 5
Coding region: 1-1287 (428 amino acids)
Biological process (GO): amino acid metabolic process
Molecular function (GO): transaminase activity; carbon-sulfur lyase activity
Source: RefSeq, a predicted model, not a curated record